AUGUCUACAGAAGCUCCUGCGCAAGAUGCGACUCAGCAAGAAUCUCGAGCGCGCAAAGACAGCUUCUCCGGCAAGUCGCAAACCUCGGAGAAUUCACAGACUGCGGCUGAGUUUAUUCGAUCGCAAGAGGCUCUCGAAGCUGAUGCCCGCGAGGCUCUACCUUAUAGUAUCGACACAUGUACCAAAAUCCUCGGGCCUCUGCGACAAGCUGUCUUCGCAUGUUUGACUUGCAAUCCGCCUCCGGCUAAAGAGGGCGACGACUGGACACCCGCCGGUGUAUGCUACGCUUGCUCCAUCCAAUGCCACGGCGAACACAACCUCGUCGAGAUCUUCCAGAAGCGCAACUUCACAUGCGAUUGUGGUACCAAGCGUAUUCCCUCGAUAAGCCCAUGCACCCUCCGUCUGAACGAGGCAACCAACACUCGAGGUGGGGUGCACUCCGAAGAGCCCGACGUGAACAAUAAAUACAACCACAACUUCCGCAACAGAUUCUGCGGUUGUGGGUGUGAUUAUGACCCAUUCCAACAGAAGGGCACGAUGUUCCAGUGUCUUGGCCUAGGAACAGUCGAGACGGGCGGAUGCGGCGAGGACUGGUAUCACCCUGGAUGUUUGGUUGGCAUGGGACCCAACUGGUUCGAAAAGAUGGAAAAGCCCAAAAAGACAGCACCGGAAAACAAGGAAGAAGGAAAGUUGACAACAAUUACUGAGGAUAACGAAGAGCAGAAGGACCCUGCUCAAACCGCCGACCAAGAGAAGGAUAAGGCCGCUGAGAAUGCAGUCGAAGCAGAAGAUGACGAGGAUGAAGAUGUCCCUCUGCCCCCCGGAUUCCCUGAAGAAGAUGCAUUCGAAGCUUUUCUGUGCUACAAGUGUGUCGAAGCGCAUCCAUGGAUCAAGCGCUAUGCUGGUACUUCAGGCUUCCUUCCAGCAGUAUUACUCAACCAAGCGUCAACCCAAUCAAAGACAGAGCCCGCGCCUGCGAAGGACGAGCCUGAUCCCGUAGCCGAAACUACAGUCCAAACUGAGGGUGGCCAGGACUCGCGCAAGCGCAAGGCUGAUGACGAUGUGGAGGAACCUACACAAGUCAAACGUGUCAAGAGUGAAUCUCAAUCCGGGGACGAAAAGACUACCGAAGAGACAACAUCCACAGACAAGCUCCCCUGCAAGCUGAAGAACCUCCCCCCUGCCCCCGAAGGAAAGUUCUCUCUAUUCCUCAAAGAAGACUUCCGUGAAGCUUUCUGCCGCUGCUCAACUUGCUACCCCCACCUCAACCCUCAUCCACAGCUUCUUGAGGAAGAAGAGGUCUACGAACCUCCUCUGUCUGAUGGAGGCUCUCAAGCUGAUGGCAACGGCGGCGGUUCCCACGGAAGCGGCAGUCUCCUAGAGCGCGGUGAAAGCGCUCUUCGUAACGUCGAUCGUGUUCGAGCUAUUGAGGGUGUGAUGGCCUAUAACCAUCUCAAGGAGCAGCUCAAGCCAUUCUUCCAGCAAUUCGCUGAGAGUGGGCAGGCGAUUGGAGCUGAAGAUAUUAAGGCUUACUUUGCCAAGCUUAGAGGUGACGAGAAAGGUAUCGAGGAAGCUGCUGCAGACGCCAAAGAUGGUGAGGGCGGUGGUAGUGGCGAUGGGGAUCACCGAAAGGAGCAGAGCGGAUUUUAA
Molecule: messenger RNA, 1650 nt
Organism: Fusarium venenatum
Lineage: Eukaryota; Fungi; Ascomycota; Sordariomycetes; Hypocreales; Nectriaceae
Product: putative zinc finger in N-recognin-domain-containing protein
Cellular component (GO): cytoplasm
Molecular function (GO): zinc ion binding; ubiquitin protein ligase activity
Source: RefSeq, a predicted model, not a curated record